AUGGGAGUGGCCAACAAAACAUCACCUAUCGAGAUGGACCACAUGCUGACCAUGGGGUGCUGUUCACAAAAACCAAGUACCCCGGGUGACAGCAGGGACACUGGGGCCAUGGUACAAAGGCCUGUUGCAGCCCCAGCUAACAUAUUAGAGCAAUUGGAGCAAAGAGACCUACUCAAAUCUCAAGCUGGACAACACAAAUCCUCAAAAUCUUUCAAAG
Messenger RNA from Pelobates cultripes (western spadefoot toad), 217 nucleotides. Lineage: Eukaryota; Metazoa; Chordata; Amphibia; Anura; Pelobatidae. The record is from the annotation of a GenBank genome assembly.